AUGAGCUCACACAACGACAACCCUUCUCGCAAGAACCCCAACGACGAAGACGACGACGUCGAAAUGAUCGACGUUUCAUCGGCAUCUCGUUCUGCUUCCUCCUCCCCCGAGCCAAAUGACGAGAACCAACCUCCCUCUACCCAGGGCGAGAACCCUCCUUCCUCGAUGUUCAACUGGCAAUCAUACAACGGCUCCCGACGGGCGCCUCUACUGCAGUUGAACUCUCUCCCCGGUAGUCUCGGGUCUUUGGCACCGCCCUUGCCUGAUGAUUCGGAGGAUGACUUGGAAGAGUACGUGAGACCUGCUUCUUCCCGCCGCGGGACUCCUUCGCCAAACAGCCAGGCUCGAGAAGCCGUCGGAGGGGCAAGGUCUGCAUCUGGUGGCGGACUUGGACUUGGUGGUUCGUUCCUGCGGACUCGUGGGGGCUUUGAGUCUUUUGAUGGUAGUCGUAAUAGUGGAAGGAGGAACGAUGGGACUUCUAGUGGUGGCGGAGGGAGAAGAGCGGCAGGGUCAAGGGCAGAACGUAAGGAGGUCACGAGGGAAAGCUCAACUUCUGACGAUAGAGCGCCCACGCCAGAGGAGGAGGGCAACGAGGAAGACCGCGAGUAG
Messenger RNA from Cryptococcus amylolentus CBS 6039, 609 nucleotides. RefSeq lists its product as hypothetical. The record is from RefSeq and is a predicted model, not a curated record. NCBI's taxonomy places the organism in Eukaryota, Fungi, Basidiomycota, Tremellomycetes, Tremellales, Cryptococcaceae. Bases 1 to 609 code for a protein of 202 amino acids. The transcript has a single exon.